AUGGCUCCUCGGGGGAUCCCGUUUGUGGUCUCCUGCCUAAUCGCCAUCUACGGCAAUCAUGCUUUCGCCCCAGGCAUGAACGAGGACUGGGAAGUUGACCCACGACUGAUUAGGCGAGAAGACUUCGAAUUCUGUUCCGGAGUGGCCAAGAGCAGAUCAGCUGGAGCUCCAAAGCCUUUAAGGUGCAUGAAAAAAUUGUCUCGCGUGACGGCUUCGAGUCUCCGAAGCUUUCGCAACGAGUUUAUCCUUGAAAAGAGUUUCCCCUUAACGGGGACUUUUCCCUCGAAAAUGAGGGACUUUCUACGAAGGUCGCAUUGCAGUUCUCACUGGGGUGCUGCGCUCGAGAGAUUCGACCUCUGGAAGGAGAACCAGCUCACCGCCGGUGCGGAGAGGAGCCGCGUCGAAGUCGAGGAUGACGACGAGAGCGGUGCUGACGAUUCCUCUGAUGACGAUUCCUCUGAUGACGAUUCCUCUGAUGACGGUUCCUCUGAUGACGGUUCCUCUGAUAACGGUUCCUCUGGUGACGAUUCUUCCAAUGACAGUUCCUCUGGCGGAAGCGAGCAGUCGUACGCGGCGAGUGACGACUCAGUUGCCAUCUUCAACUCGACGCAAGCUACGGACUUUUACGACGACGACGACUGUUACGGCAACUACUACUAUCGCACCAGAGAUUCACGCGCCAAAGUGCAGAGCUGGUCUCCAGCGCGGCGACGAAAGCGCUCAGAAAGCUUCACAAGCAGCAUGCCUGCCACAAGGCCCAUCCGCAACAAGUCGAGCUCGCUUCGUGCUGCGACCAAAGCCACGAGUCCGAAUAUGAAGACAAAGACCCCAUGGGGAAUGCCAUCGUGGACGAGAGGAUCAGAGAAUUUACAGACAGCUUACGCGAAGAAGUCGGCCGGGGCGAGAUAUACCGGCGUGGCACACCCCGUGAUCCAGGACCCUUCAUAA
Messenger RNA from Verticillium alfalfae VaMs.102, 948 nucleotides. RefSeq lists its product with no specific name. NCBI's taxonomy places the organism in Eukaryota, Fungi, Ascomycota, Sordariomycetes, Glomerellales, Plectosphaerellaceae. Bases 1 to 948 code for a protein of 315 amino acids. The transcript has a single exon. The record is from RefSeq and is a predicted model, not a curated record.